Molecule: messenger RNA, 2060 nt
Organism: Nicotiana attenuata
Lineage: Eukaryota; Viridiplantae; Streptophyta; Magnoliopsida; Solanales; Solanaceae
Product: protein WVD2-like 4
Exons: 10
Coding region: 209-1813 (534 amino acids)
Molecular function (GO): microtubule binding
Source: RefSeq, a predicted model, not a curated record
AGGAAAAAGAAAAAAGAACUUGCCUAUACCUUUUUAACUUCCACUGGACACCACCGUCUACUGUGUCUCUGUGUCCUCUGUUUCUAAUAUUUCUAAAUUCUAACCAACUUUUCAUUCCAAAGUAGCAUUUGAAUUCUCAAAUCAUAAUUGUUUGUACUAUUCAAGAAGCACAAUUCGUCACCAAUCAGACAAAAGAUAAUUUAGAUAAAUGGAGUCUGAAAAUGGGGUUCCAGUUGAAGAGGAGAAGAUUGUUGUGGCUGAAAAGAAUGUGGAUGUGAAGGAGGAGGAGAAUGUGGGUGAAAAACCCAAUGCAAAUGAGGAGAAGGCUGAUGAAACACCUAAUCUCAAAACUGAAGUGUCUGGGAAUGUUCCAAAGAGCAAAACAUCAAGUCAAAGAAAGCUUGCUACUGGUGGAACUACAAAGAACAAUAAAAUGGCUAAGGAUCAGGCUAGUUUAAGAGGAACAGCUGCAUUGACUCGAUCGAAAAAGGCAAGUAUAUCACUAAGUCUAUCGUUCCCGGCAAGAGGUGUUAGUUCCGAAGUAAUGAGGAAGAGCAUUGAUGUCUAUCCAAAGAAAUCGGAUGCCAAGGAAUUGAAAACAAAGGGGGUUAAAAAUGAGACUUCACUUUCUAAGGGAUCAUCAGCUUCUAGUUUGAAUCCAAAGGGUGUAUCAGCCGGAGUAUUGAAGAAUGCAAACGCAAAUGGAGGUGUUGCAACCAUCAGAAGGACAACUAUUGCAGCCGUCCCCAGUCUCCGUCAGUCUAUGUCUGGGAAAUCUCUUCUGGCCAGUGGAAGUGCAAAGAAAGCUACAUCUGAUGUAUCGAAUGACGAAAACAAAAAACCUACUAAAGCUGCAGUGCUGCCUCUUAAAGAGGAUGAGGAUGCUCGUUCUACCACUUCCUCAAGUACCACUCCUCGUGGACAACGAAGGGCUAGUAUUGCUGGAUUUUCCUUCAGGUUGGAAGAACGCGCCGAAAAGCGGAAGGAGUUCUUGGCAAAGAUAGAAGAGAAGAUACAGGCAAAGGANGUAGGAUGUCAAAGUCGUAGAACUCAGUGGAUAACUCAGGUAAUCGUAUCCAAAUUGUCGAGUAAGCCAAUUAAAUCUACUUUUAUUUCUGCUGUUACCAGAAGUACCACUCCUCGUGGACAACGAAGGGCUAGUAUUGCUGGAUUUUCCUUCAGGUUGGAAGAACGCGCCGAAAAGCGGAAGGAGUUCUUGGCAAAGAUAGAAGAGAAGAUACAGGCAAAGGAAGAGGAAAAGAAUAACAUGCAAGCAAAAUCCAAGGAAAACCAAGAGGCGGAGAUAAAGCAAUUGAGGAAGAGCCUGACAUUUAAAGCUACACCAAUGCCAAGCUUUUACAGGGAACCCCCUCCAAAAGUUGAGCUAAGGAAGAUACCAACAACACGUGCUGUAUCUCCUAAGCUUGGAAGAAAUAAGAACUCCGCAUCGACAACCAACAGCUCUGAAAGUGGAUCGUGUUUCAGUCCAAGAGUUGUCAAAGAACAGGUGAAGUCACCCACGACCUUGCUGUCAACUAGUGAUAAAGUUACUGGUGCUUCAAAAGGGAAGCCUAUUGAAACCAAGAAGCCGAUGAAAAGUUCCUCAACUGGUAAAACUAAAGCGAAAGCUGUUGGAACAAAAUCAAAACCUGCUGAAGUCAAGAACUUGGAUGAGAAUAUUUGUGAAGAGAAUCCACAAGACAUGCAUGAUAAACCAGCUGAUGAAAAGUGCGAGAUGAAUCCAGCAGACGAAAAUGCAGUUCAACCGUCAAACACUGUUGUUAUUACAGCUCAAGUCACUGUUGAAGGUUAACGCACUUUAAGGAGGUUCUAGUAUAUCCUUAUUCAUAUAUAGAUUUUUCUUUUGGUGUCUCUGAAAAUUUUAUGCUUCAUUGAGCUGUGAAUACAUUGUUGUAUGUUGUGUUUAUAAAUUGUAUAUGUUGGUUAGAAACUGUUUGACAAACUUAUUUUGUUCUAUCUUGUAUCAUGUUCAAUUGAUUCUGCCUCGCUGAGUUACAACAUAUGUUUCUCGUUUGAAAUGUAGUAAUUCUUAAAUUCUA